GAUUGGUUCACGGACUCCGCAUUCUCGCUAUUCCUAAACCAUGCCGUUGCUUGGAUAAGUUGGUGUAGUGACAUCCGGAGACAUCGAUUGUGACUCAGGUGAGGUGUUGUGGUGACGUUAAAACCAAGUCCGCGUUUCAACUCUGCGGCAGGCAAUGAUCAUGACCGUUGACAAUAUGACAUGAAAUCAUGUGAUGUGAUGUCACCACGUAACCUCCUCUUCACCUGACUUGUAAUUUCCAAAAGAUUAUUCAGUUCAUUAAAUACGGAUCAACCUGGCGAUAUAACAGUCCUAAGAUAAGGACAAUCGUCGUCGUGACAGGGGGUGGACAGUCACAGUGGUCUGACAUUAGCUUACAAGGAUAUUGAGUUGUUGGAAUACACUGGAUGAAGCGCCAGGGGCAUUGGUUUACUGGCGAACUUACCCAUCCAUGCUCACGAUAGAAGUCCCGGGAAGACAAGGACGGUUGCCGUCGUGACGAAAGCCAAAGAGGGGUAAGGACAUAUUCUAGUUUAACCUGAGUGGAGUCGAUCGAAAGCCUAACUCGACCAGAGAUGGAUGGGAAAAGCUUCUCCGUGUCCGAUGCCUGCGGUGAAGAGAUAGAGCUCAUCAAUAAGAAGCCUCUGGCGAUACCGACAGCUUUUGGUGAAAGGGGCAGAGGUGGAAAACCUUCCACCAAACCUAACAUCAAGGCCAUGUCGGUGUGGAGCACGGACAGCGAACACAAAGCUCACCUACUGAACAGACUAGAGGACACUCGCCUGACGACGAGUCUGUGCGUGAUCAGGAAAGAGAGACACAUCUCGGAACGUAAGUUUCGUCAGGAUGUGCGCACGCUUCGAAUCAGGUCAGCGCGACUGUCUCUGCCUGGCGACGGAGAGACGCCUCGCGGAGCUACCGCGUCGAGAUCCACGCUGUCUUCAAGAAUGUCCAACAGGCUGCAGAAUGGCCAGUCGAUGAUGAAUGUGGUUGUGCCUGAGCGGACGCCGUUGACGCGGCCGAAGACAGCUCCUCCUAUGCUAACGUACCGCCCGCAGACAGUGAUGUCCUGUAUUCUGUGCAGCACGGUUAGGAACAUGGCCAUGAAACACCGCCGAAUGAACUCCCGCACUUUACACAGCACUGAGGACAUGACAGAGUCAUUUUUAUUGUCUUUGGAAAGACACCAUGGUCAGGGUAAACUCCCGGACGUCAUCCAGACGUAUUUAGACCAUCUGCCAUAUUGUAUAAACGCUAGAACGAACACAGUAACUGUUGCACCGCCGCAAGAAAUUAGUGCCGGACCGAUACGGGUGACGGUAACAGAUGUCGCGCCACUACCUGCGGCAAAUGCCGCCGCACCACAACCGGCAACGGACGAUGUCGCAGAAGAUAAUGUGACAAGCAUUAUCAGUGACGACGAACUUGAAUAUAUCACUGGCGUUAACAAGAAGGUUAAAGAAAGUGACAAUAGAUUGAACCAAUCGGUCACCAAUCAGACGAGAGAGAAAAUGGAGAAGGUCACAAUCCGCGAGGACGAAUCGGGAAUGACGAUAACACAGCAUGAGGACAUUGGGGACGUCACGAGAACUUUCGCGAAAGACAGCGUAAACUGGCGUUUGUAUAACUUCCUUAAAGCGCAGCGUGAGUUCAAUACGCGGUGUCCUGUGCCGAGUCACAUCGCCGAGACCAAUGAGAAGUGGUGUUUUGAUCACUCGUCCGCCGGGACGCACAGGCGGCGGAUUAGUGUCCUCCCGGCGAGGAGGAGGAGUCAUCAUAAAAAACAAAAGUGAGUCAAAAUCUGGGACUCGAGGUUGUAAAACAAAAGACAGGUUUGGCAACCUCCUACGUAGAACGAGGGUGUUGUGCUGACUGAGAAAGUCUGUCAUGUCUGUCGUGUAAUUAUGAAGUUCUGAUAGCUUCAUAUACACAACACUUGUAAAUCAUCUAUGCUUAGAAUCAAGCAUGGAUUAAGCAUCUAAAUCUAUGGAUUAAGCAUCUUAAUCUAUGCUUGUUAGAAGUCAUAAGAGAGAAAUCAGCGAAAUGUUCAAAUGUAGCUCCUGGUCAAACAUGUAACUCCUGCUGGAACAUGUUUUUGUUCGGAGGAAUGGCAGACGAUUGGUUUUGACUCUUCCAGCUGGUUAUCCUUCCACUGGGCCGGUUUCCACUCUACCAGCUGGUUAAGAAUUUCAAGUGAACUACUUUAUCUGUAUUGGAAUAAGUAAUGGAUGCCGAGGGGACUUAUUUGCACAGAUCUUACUGAGAUCCUAGUUUGAUGCUGUGCC
Messenger RNA from Lineus longissimus, 2264 nucleotides. RefSeq lists its product as uncharacterized. The transcript is spliced from 2 exons. NCBI's taxonomy places the organism in Eukaryota, Metazoa, Nemertea, Pilidiophora, Heteronemertea, Lineidae. The record is from RefSeq and is a predicted model, not a curated record. Bases 555 to 1772 code for a protein of 405 amino acids.